AUGAACCCGCCGCCGACGUAUCUGAGAGACUAUGGGGAACUGGUGAUCGCCCUGGAGCAAGGCUAUCACGUCUCUGCCAUCUUCAACGGCCGACUCUGCACCAACGACUUCGAGGGAGAUGAUCCCGUGGUAGUAGUGCCGAUGGACCCGUGGAGCCGAGGAGUAGCCACCGACGGAUCCUUCGACUUCGUCACCUUCGACCAUUACGUCAUGGCACGUGAGCGAAGGACU
Darwinula stevensoni is the source of this 231-nucleotide messenger RNA. The record is from the annotation of a GenBank genome assembly. NCBI's taxonomy places the organism in Eukaryota, Metazoa, Arthropoda, Ostracoda, Podocopida, Darwinulidae.